Messenger RNA from Hemibagrus wyckioides, 4784 nucleotides. RefSeq names its product fatty acyl-CoA reductase 1. NCBI's taxonomy places the organism in Eukaryota, Metazoa, Chordata, Actinopteri, Siluriformes, Bagridae. Gene Ontology annotation, biological process: long-chain fatty-acyl-CoA metabolic process. The transcript has 13 exons. The record is from RefSeq and is a predicted model, not a curated record. Gene Ontology annotation, cellular component: peroxisome. Gene Ontology annotation, molecular function: alcohol-forming very long-chain fatty acyl-CoA reductase (NADP+) activity. Bases 481 to 2028 code for a protein of 515 amino acids.
CUUCAGGGAUCUAGUGGAGUCCGUGCCUCGACGGGUCAGGGCUGAUUUGGCAGCAAAAGGAGGGGGACCAGCACAAUAUUAGUCAGGUGGUCAUAAUGUUAUCCAGAAAAAUGUGACGUAAUUCAGGACAAUGAUGUCCUAAUGCUGCGGUCAUUAAACUAUGGGACAGAUAAUAAUCUUCAGUACAAAACGAUGUCAUUAUAACACAGGGAGUGUUGGUGUGAUGAUUCCUUCAGAGGAUCAGACCUCCUGCUCCUGAGGUGAUGUUCCACACAUCGGCUCUUCCUCAUAUUUUAAUGCGCGCGUGACGCUGGGGCCGUGCGCGCGCAUGUGAGUGAUUGGGCGCGCGCGCGAGAGAGAGAUUCUGAGGCGGUUUAAUUCCGGAACAGACUCAGGGACGGAAACGUCGCCUCACACACACCACAAAAUCCCCGGACAAAUUCAUGCUCAAGGUGGGAGCUGGGUGUGUGUGCAGCAGUCAUGGCGUGUGUGUCGGAGUUCUACGCAGGGAAGUGUGUGUUGAUCACCGGAGCAACCGGCUUCAUGGGGAAGGUGUUGGUAGAGAAGCUCCUGCGUUCCUGUCCUGAAGUUAAAGCUCUGUACCUGCUGAUCCGCACCAAACAGGGCCAGAGCUCACAGCAGAGGAUCCACACCACACUGCAGAGCAAGCUGUUUGACCGGCUCCGGGAGGAGAAUCCAGACUUCCAUAAGAAGAUAAUCCCUGUGAGCAGUGAGCUAACACAGCCUGGACUCGCUCUGAGCGAUGAAGACGUACAAACCCUCACACAGAACGUUCACAUCAUCUUCCACUGCGCAGCCACAAUACGCUUCGACGAGCCGCUCAAACAUGCUCUGCAGCUGAACGUGAUUGCGACUCAGCAGCUCCUGUCUCUGGCUCAGCAGAUGCAGCAGCUGCAUGCCUUCAUUCACAUCUCCACUGCGUAUGCUAACUGCAACCGCCAUCACAUUGAUGAGGUCAUCUACCCUCCACCUGUGGAGCCCGGCAAGCUCAUCCAUUCCCUGGAGUGGAUGGAUGAUGCAAUCAUCCGUGACAUCACACCGAGGCUGAUCGGUGAUUGGCCGAACACGUACACCUACACCAAAGCAUUGGCGGAGUGUGUGGUGCAGCAGGAGAGCGGGAAACUGAACGUGGGGAUCAUCAGGCCCUCCAUCGUUGGAGCCAGCUGGCAGGAACCCUUCCCUGGCUGGAUUGACAACUUCAAUGGCCCAAGUGGUGUCUUCAUUGCGGCAGGAAAGGGGAUCUUGAGGACAAUGAGAGCCAGUAAUGAUGCCGUAGCAGAUCUGAUUCCAGUCGAUGUGGUGAUCAACCUCACACUGGCUGCAGGGUGGUACACUGCAGUGCACAGACCGAAGUCUGUUCUGGUUUAUAACUGUACAACAGGAGGCAUUAACCCUUUCCACUGGGGAGAGAUCGAGCAUCACGUGAUGUCAACAUUUAAGCGGAAUCCUCUGGAGCAAGCGUUCCGUCGGCCCAAUGCUAACAUUACCUCAAACUACCUGAUUAAUCAGUACUGGAUCCUGGUGAGCCACAAGUUCCCGGCGCUCCUCUACGACCUGUUCCUGAGACUGUCUGGACAAAAACCUCAAAUGAUGCGGAUCUUUAACAGGCUACAUAAAGCCAUCGGACUGUUGGAGUACUUCAGCAGUCAGGACUGGGAGUGGAAUUCGGACAACAUGAACAUGCUGAUGAACCAGUUGAGCACUGAGGACCGCAAGAUGUUUAACUUUGAUGUGCGUCAGUUGAACUGGCCUGAGUACAUUGAAAAUUACUGCAUCGGCACCAAGAAGUAUGUGCUGAAUGAGGACAUGGCCGAUAUUCCAGCCGCCAGACAACAUCUGCGCAAACUGAGGAAUAUCCGCUACACGUUUAACACCGUCCUGCUGGUCUUCAUCUGGCGUGUCUUUAUUGCUCGUUCUCAGAUGGCCAGAAACAUCUGGUACUUUGUCGUCAGUUUGUGCUUCAAGUUCCUUUCCUACUUCAGAGCCUCGAGUACACUCACCAACUAAAAAGAAAUCAUUCUACUGACCCAGUCUCUUUCAGCGAACCCUGUUCUUUCCCAUCUGUCUCCAGAUUGUCUCUGUCUACUCCACUAUAGGUCAGACUGUGCAGAAACUUUUUGCACACUCCCAAUUUACUGGAGCAUUAUCCAGUCAGAACCCAGUCCAUUUGAAUGUACCUUGGUCUGCCCCUAGUCCUCUACAGUGUACCUUGGUCUGCCCCUAGUCCUCUACAGUGUACCUUGGUCUGCCCCUAGUCCUCUACAGUGUACCUUGGUCUGCCCCUAGUCCUCUACAGUGUACCUUGGUCUGCCCCUAGUCCUCUUGAGUGCUCCCUGGCUUGCCCCUGGUCCUCUUGAGUGUACCUUGGUCUUUCCCUAGUCUUCUGAAGUGUACCCUUGUCUGCCCCGGUCCUCUUGAGUGGUCCCUGGUCUGCCUCUAGUCCUCUUGAGUGAACCUUGGUCUCUCCCUAGUCCUCAUUUUACCCUAGUCUACCCCUUCUCCAGUCAAGAGUAGCCUGGUCUGCAGCUAGUCCACUGGCAUGUACCCUGGACUGCCCUCUGUCCACUUGAGUGUACCCUGGUCAUCUCUAAGCCCACUGGUGUGUACCCUGGUACCUGGAAUGGACUGCAGUGGUCUGCACCCAGAUCACUGUAAUAUAUCCAGCAGAGAACACCCUUUUGCAGUCUACUAAAAUGUUGCAUGUAACCUGACCUGCCCUGAGUCUUCUUGAAUAUGCCCCAGUGUCUGCUGCUGGUGUAGUCUAGUCAAGUUUGCCCAAAAUGUAAUUAACCACAACUUGGUCUGAACACAGUCUGGUAUACAGACCCCACUUUGUGUCAACAUUAAAGUCUAGGUUUAGGGCCCAGUCUACAAAAAUAUUAACCUCAUCUGCCCCAGUCUACUCAGGUAGAACCUAGUCUACCUGACUGCACCAGUCUGCACUAGUUUACUCCAUGUCUGUGUUAGCAUACCACAUUCUGCUCCUGUCUGUGUUGGGGUACUUUGGUUGUACUUGAAAAUAUUUGUCUGCACUCCUCCCUAGUUUGUCUGUAUUAUUCCCAGUUUAUCUCAUCUUCCUUCAUCUUUGACCCUCUGCCUCUAGUGACCCUUUGUUACCUGACCUCACCACCGACACCCAGAAACUGGAGUAUCCUUACCAACAAAACACAGCAAUCUACUGCCCAUGUCUAGGUCCAGCCCCUGCUCAUCAAGCCCCAGUGAGUCAGUCCUCUCCCAGUCUUACUUUAAAUCAGUAACCAGUCUGCUAACGGUUCCUCCAAAGGGCCAGGCUGUCUACCCCAGCUGUCCUUGUGUUAGAGUUACCUGGGGUAAAAGACUGGGGGUAGAAUCUCACCAUGAACACAUCCACUGUUUUUAGAGCUUUUUCUUCUUUUGUACAAAAUGUUGUUUUAAAAAAGAAAAGAAACAGCUAUAUAUGCAACAGCCACUGUUAUUUUACCUUGCCUGUAUAUUUGUCAGUGAUUUCUGUUUCAUUAAUGAUAGAAUUAUUAUUAUUAUUAUUAUUAUUAUUAUUAUUAUUAUUAUUAUUAUUAAUUGCACUGAAAUGCAGGCUUGACUUUUUUUUUUUUAAAGAAAGAUUUUAAACAUGACAGUGUUGAAAGAAGAUUAUGACUUAUCAAAAUCUCUACAGUUUAGAAACCUCUGGUUGGGGGGGGGGGUUGUCUGUGUGUGUGUGUGUGUGUGUGUACAGUCUGUUCCAGAAUCUGUGUUCACUACCGAGAGCUGUUUUUUUUCAUCAGUUAUCGAACACUAAUAAACAUAGCUCAGUCCACACCCACUCGGUCAUAACGAUGUUACUCAUCAUCUCUUCGUGUCUAGAGCUUUGAUUUUUUGUCCUUGAUCAUGAUUUAAAUGAAAUAGAUGCGUUUUAAGAAAGUAUAAUUUUGUACAUUUUUGAUAACUGAUGAAUGAAAACUGUUCUUUAUUCCUGAUUUAGUGCAGUUUGUAAUAUGUUAAAGCAGGUUUUAUAGCAGUAAUCAAUAAUCCUCAUUUAACACAGGCAUGCUCAAAUGCACUUCUGCAGUAUUAGCACUAUAUGCUAAAGGCUGCAUGUUUCAGGCUCAGCUUAGCUUUCAUUCAUUUACAGUUGAUUUAUCAGAAAUACAUACAUUUGGCUUGCUAAGCUAAUUUGCACUGGGUGGUUUCAUUUGGCAUGUUGGAUAAAUUCACAUUUUAACUCUGUAGAGAUUGUUUAUCCCAUGCUUUCUAGUUUCAUUAUUAGAAUUACUCAUCUUGCAUCUUGUUAGCUUAGCUACCUUGUCAAAUAGUUAGUGUAUAAUUUCACUGUCCCUAGCCCUAACUCUAAGGCUAAUUUUCCAGAAUGCAUUUUUUAAACUCAGAAAUAUGACAAACCAUCAGCUUGGCUAACAAGUUAUAUAACGAGUUGCUAGCAAAGAUCAUCUUUUGCAUUUUUUUUUUUUCAAUUUACAAUUUUAACAAUUGACUGUAUCCCUUAUGCUUAGCAAAUUUACAAACUAGCUAACACUGACCGCUUUGCCUGACCUAACAUGUUAGCUUUUCAUUUUACAGAAAAUCUAAUUAUAUUAAUUAAAAAAAAUAAAAUAAAUUGCGUUUAAAACGUAUAGCAGGAGUACAGUGGCCCGUGGUGUAUUAGCCUGUUAGCAGAAACCGGUCGUUGUAUCUCUCGCUAACUUACUGCAGUAAUGUGGAGAGAAGGCUGAAGCCUCUUGUUUGAGCUGAUUGUAAUGUUUACUGACGCACAGACUGCCCUCUGUUGAUAC